Molecule: messenger RNA, 294 nt
Organism: Cylicocyclus nassatus
Lineage: Eukaryota; Metazoa; Nematoda; Chromadorea; Rhabditida; Strongylidae
Source: the annotation of a GenBank genome assembly
AUGGCAGAAAAGUUGUUGGAUAGUAGCCUCAUCACUGCUCUUAUCGAGUGGAUGAGAAUUCAACAAGAGAAAAUGCAAAGUCAACUCGAAGAACAGACGAGGAUGCUGCAGGAACAAAUGAAGAUCCAGCAAGAAGCAAUGAGUGCGCAGCAUGAAGAAACAAUGCGACCCGAGCAUCUUCCAUCGCCAUCGGGAACAUCACAAAUUGAAACUUUUAGAGUACCAACGAGCCUGCGGGCAAAGGCUAGUGACUCGACUCCACUAACAAUUAAUUUUAGAAGAGAGCAAGAUUAA